AUGAAGAGAAAAGCUGAAGAUUCAACAUCAAACCGUAUGAAAAAGAUUUCUACUCAAAGUAAAGAUGAUAAUGAUGAAAAUGGUGAAAUAGAAGAAAACAGCGAUGACCAAUUGCUCAUGAAAAUCCUGCGCAGGGUUUGUGCGGCUACAAACCCUGAACAACAGUUGUUACCAAUCCCAGACUCAAGUGACAAUUUGGAAUCCUUCUGCGUUAAGUCACAGGCUCUACAACAAGCAAUUCAAGACUGUCGUUCAGGGAAAACAUCUUUCCUAGCUCUGACGGGGGCCCUCGACAGACCCGACUACGAAGCCCAGGAAAUUGCAAGUAUGACUCACGAGCGGGCCUACAUUUAUAGGGCGUGGCAAGCACGCGGGGCACAAGAACUUGCAGAUGAGAGACUUAUUCUUGGAAUUGAAGAGAAAGACGACAAAAGUGCUACAUUUGCAUUUACAGCUACAGCUACAAAAAUGGGGUCUAAAACUCGAGAAAAAAGUUGA
Molecule: messenger RNA, 498 nt
Organism: Magnusiomyces paraingens
Lineage: Eukaryota; Fungi; Ascomycota; Dipodascomycetes; Dipodascales; Dipodascaceae
Exons: 1
Coding region: 1-498 (165 amino acids)
Source: RefSeq, a predicted model, not a curated record